Messenger RNA from Onthophagus taurus, 480 nucleotides. RefSeq names its product trafficking protein particle complex subunit 2-like protein. The record is from RefSeq and is a predicted model, not a curated record. Gene Ontology annotation, biological process: endoplasmic reticulum to Golgi vesicle-mediated transport. Lineage: Eukaryota; Metazoa; Arthropoda; Insecta; Coleoptera; Scarabaeidae.
CUCAAAUUUUAUUGAAAUCGUUUGACGUUUUCAUAAAUAAAACUUAAAAUUAAGUGGAUUUAUACUAGAUUUUGAGUAAUUUAAAAUAAUUAUUGUAUGAAAAUGGCUGUUUGUAUAGCUAUUAUAGGAAAAGAUAACUCUCCAAAGUACUUUACAUGUUCAAACCCUUACGAGGAACUAUUUUUUCAAUACAAAGUUCUUUCAUCUCUAGAUAUAAUUGAAGAGAAACUAAAUAUUGCAUCAAAAGGUGGAACCGAUGUCAGAGAAUUGUAUUUGGGGAUGUUAUACUCUUUAGAAACACAUAAAAUAUAUGGGUAUGUAACUAAUACGAAAAUUAAAAUUGUUAUUGUGGUAGAAUCAUCCAAUACAAUUUUACGUGACAACGAAAUUAGAACAAUGUUUAAGAAAAUUCAUUCUAUUUAUGCUGACCAUGUUUGCAAUCCUUUUCACAUUCCCGGAGAUCAAAUAAUAUCUAAGUAA